Molecule: messenger RNA, 447 nt
Organism: Anopheles coustani
Lineage: Eukaryota; Metazoa; Arthropoda; Insecta; Diptera; Culicidae
Product: small ribosomal subunit protein eS10B-like
Exons: 2
Coding region: 1-447 (148 amino acids)
Cellular component (GO): cytosolic small ribosomal subunit
Molecular function (GO): RNA binding; structural constituent of ribosome
Source: RefSeq, a predicted model, not a curated record
AUGCCCAAAGCACACCGAGUCGCCUUCUACGAGCACCUCUUCAAGGAAGGAGUGCUGGUAGCACAGAAGGAUGUCUAUGCCCCAAAGCAUCCCGAACUGGAGACCAUUCCCAACCUCCAUGUCAUCAAGACGAUGCAAUCGCUGAAGUCCAAGAACUUCGUGAAGGAGCAGUUCGCCUGGCGCCACUGCUAUUGGUACCUUACCAACGAGGGUAUUGAAUAUCUUCGUGCGUACCUGCACCUUCCUUCGGAGAUUGUGCCCUCCACCUUGAAGCGCGCUGCCCGCUCGGAACCAAAGCGUGCCCGCACACAGGCUGGACCGCGUCCGGAUGGAUCCAAGAGCGGAGAGGACCGACAGGCUUACCGUUGUAUGCAGCAGGCUGGUCUAGGCGACAAGAAGGGAGAUAUCGGCGCUGGAGCAGGCGAUCUUGAAUUCAGAAACCAGUAA